AGGGCGGUAGGUUUGAAUGGUCAAGACCUGUGGCUGUUGUUCUGCUACGAGGCUGUAACUCCGACCCUCAGCGGAGAGAAGCGGCGAAGCCCAUGCCGUCGGGAAGUAAAUUUGUAGUGUGGUUCAAUUGCCUCCUUUCCCCCGAUUUUCUUUAAUUUUGCUCCAGUCUUCGCUUGUGACUGAUCCCCACCCACUUCUCUUUCUCCUGAAGCCCUCGGAGACCAUGUCUGCAGAACUCACUUCAUGCACAAGGGAGGAAGGAAGUCCUGGCACAGGACCCAGUUUUCGAUUCCACCAGAGGAAGAUACUAAACUUGCUCCUGGAGAGAGACGCUUCCUUCACCAUCUGUCGAGAUCUCCCUGGAACUCCAGUGGACAAACUCUUUGGUGAUUCUGCAAACCAAAGCAGUUUGUCUGGAGGAACCCCAAAAUGUUGCCUUGAUCUUUCGAAUCUUAGCAGUGGGGAGAUGUCUGCCACUCAGCUUACAGCUCCUGCAGACCUUGAUGGAACUGGUAGGGAGAAGGGAGGUCCUUUGGAUUCUUCAGGACCUCAGGAAAUACAGUUAGCUCGGAGGAAUCAACACAAGCACCUUAUAAAAUGCAGCCCAGGGCGGCCGCUUUGUAGCACUCCAAAGGCUUUGGACCAUGGCAACAAGAAGAAAGAUGCAAUAUGUAGCUCAUCCACAAAUAAAGAAAAUGAAAACAACACUUUGAAGCCCUUGGAAUGCUGGGCACCCAGGAACCUGAAGUUUCAAAAGAAAUCAGGGGGGCCUUACAUGUCUCCCCUUUCUCUACUGGACAAUGGAAACUUGGUGGAAAGUGAAAUGAAAUAUCUGGGCAGUCCCAUCACUGUAGUUCCAAAAUUGGGUAAAAAUCUAAAACUAGGAAAAGACCAGGCAGAGGAGAUUUCAGAUGAAUUGAUGGAGUUUUCCCUGGAAGAUCAAGAAGAGGCCAAGGGCUUAGGUCUAAAGAAGACAGUCUCUCUCUGUGACAUUAAUGCCACUCAGAUGCUGGAAGAAGCUUCUAACCAGGGGUACCUGACUGGUGAUUUCUCCAAGGUAUGUGCACUGCCAACCGUGUCAGGGCGACACCAAGAUCUGAAGUACAUCAGCCCAGAAACAGUAAGCAGAUUUCUGGAGAUGGUGGCUGCCUUACUGUUGGGGAAAUUCCAGGGUCUGAUUGAGAAGUUUUAUAUCAUCGAUUGCCGCUAUCCAUAUGAGUACCUCGGAGGACACAUCCAGGGAGCCUUAAACUUGUUCAGUCGGGAAGAACUGUGUAGCUUCUUUCUGAAGAUGCCUAUUGUCCCUUUGGAUACCCAGAAAAGAAUAAUCAUCGUGUUCCACUGUGAAUUCUCCUCAGAGAGGGGCCCCCGAAUGUGCCGCUCUCUGAGAGAAGAGGACAGGGCCCUGAACCAGUAUCCUGCAUUGUACUACCCAGAGCUGUAUAUCCUCAAAGGGGGCUACAGAGACUUCUUUCCAGACUACACGGUGCUGUGUGAACCACAGAGCUACUGCCCUAUGCAUCACCAGGACCAUAAGGCAGAAUUGCUGAGGUGUCGAAGCCAGAGCAAAGCAUGGGAAGGGAAGCGGCAGCUGCAGGAGCAGAUUGCCUUACUGGUGAAGGAUGUGAACCUACGAUAAUAGAUCAGCUGCUGGCUGCUUAGGAGUCACCAAAAGAAUGUAGAAAAUUUGGGCAGAAAGAGGCCAACAGGCUACCAAACUGAUGCAAUCCUAGGCCUGGGAAUUGGUUAAGUUUCAGUAGGGUUGCUGGCUGGUGGAGCUGGCUGGCUCUAUAAACUGUAGCCUUGGGUUGUACUGAGAUGUGUGUUACGUAAGGGAGUGUUUGCAUCCUCUUUCUAACUAUAAGCCAGCCAGCGAGCUCUUUUUCUCCCUGAGCUGCGGGCUAUGCAAGAGAGUUGCCCACCUUCUUUCUCUGUAUUGUCCUUCUUUGUCCCCCCCCCCCUUUAUUAACUGGAAAAAUAAACAUUGUAGAAUGAGAGAUGUGAUUGUGAGCCUAAUCUGCUCCUAGAAGAUUUAUAUGAGGAAGUGAUCACCAAAUUAGAUUCUUUCAGACAUAAAGGUAUAAUCACCUCAAAUUCAGAGUUAAGAUCACAGUGCUUUUCUCAAGAUCAGCUGGUGGAUCUCAGAGUAGACCCUGGCCCUGGCUGGCUUGGCUCAGUGGAUAGAGUAUCAGUCAGUCCAAGGACUGAGGGUCUCGGGUUCAAUUCCAGUCAAGGGUGUGUACCUUGGUUGCAGGCUUGAUCCACAGCCUCGAUCAGCACAUGCGGGAGGCAACCAAUUAAUGAGUCUCUCACAUCGAUGUUUCUCUUUCUCUUGUUUAAAAAUGUAUUUUUAAUUGAUUUCAGAGAGGAAGGGAGAGAGAGAGAGAGAGAGAGAGAGAGGAGAGAAACAUCUAUGAUGAGAGGGAAUCAUUGAUCAGCUGCCUCUUGGGAUCGAGCCCACAACCAGCACAUGCCCUUGACUGGAAUCAAACCUGGGACCUUUCAGUCCAAAGGCCAAUGCUAUAUCCACUGAGCCAAACCGGCUAGGGCUGUUUCUUUGUGU
This is a messenger RNA of Myotis daubentonii (Daubenton's bat), 2563 nucleotides long. It is a transcript of the gene CDC25C, whose product is annotated as cell division cycle 25C. The record is from RefSeq and is a predicted model, not a curated record. NCBI's taxonomy places the organism in Eukaryota, Metazoa, Chordata, Mammalia, Chiroptera, Vespertilionidae. Gene Ontology annotation, cellular component: cytoplasm; nucleus. Gene Ontology annotation, biological process: protein dephosphorylation; positive regulation of G2/M transition of mitotic cell cycle; G2/M transition of mitotic cell cycle. Gene Ontology annotation, molecular function: protein tyrosine phosphatase activity.